Molecule: messenger RNA, 3024 nt
Organism: Neolamprologus brichardi
Lineage: Eukaryota; Metazoa; Chordata; Actinopteri; Cichliformes; Cichlidae
Product: protein c-Fos
Biological process (GO): regulation of transcription by RNA polymerase II
Cellular component (GO): nucleus
Molecular function (GO): DNA-binding transcription factor activity, RNA polymerase II-specific; RNA polymerase II cis-regulatory region sequence-specific DNA binding
Source: RefSeq, a predicted model, not a curated record
CUGAUAUCAGGUACAACACAGGGUCAGUCUCUGAGAGCUUGUUUUACUUUCUUUUUGCGGCAGUGAGUGAGUGGGCCACACACAGCCCGGCAGCGUCCGUCUGCGCGCUAUCCUUGUGCCACAGCACGCCCCCCCUCUCCCCCCCAUCUCCUCCCGGAAAUACCAUAUAUGGCUCGACCAUUCGGCGAUUGGCUGCUUGGCUUCAGCGACAGUUCUGUUGCUGGAGCUCUAUUCAUAUGUAGAGACAGGUGAAAGGCAAUGUGAUACGUGAAUGACACUUAAUUAUGACGGCUUAUAAAUAAUCAGGCAGUGUGCUGGAAGCUUUGUGAAAUAAUUAAAUUAAUGCCGGAUUUUAUUUUGUGUCUAUAAAUAGAAGUUGGAACAUUAGUGCAUAAUCAUUGUUCUAAUGUGGACAGUUUGGAGGAGAAAGAAUCGGGGAAGCACCACACUGGCUAUUUUAAAACCAUUUAUUAAUGAAGCCUAUUACACUACCUCCACUUUCCUUCUAAUGCAUUGAGAGCUCGUGUUACCGUAAAUGCCCAGAAGCAUUAAACAAAGGCUAAAUGUCGAGAACAUCUGAGGGCAUGACGGGAACAUAUAGCCUGUGAUGCAGAUGCUGCAUACAUGAAGUGACGUAGUUCAUUCAUGGCGGUGGGCACCUUUUGGAGGGAGGGGUGCCACUUUCUAUGUGCACACUUUUUUAAAAAAAACAUUUGAGUUCUGAUAAUAAGCUGAAAUUAAACAUUGGGCUAGUGUUGAUUUUUACGCACUUCAGUGAUUUGAUUGUUGAACUGUAAAAAACCCCAUCUGCUAACCCCUUUCUCCAGUCACUUCUCCCUCGGUGAAAUGGUUCGGUCUCACCACACAGAUUUCAUUCAUAAAAUUCCAGCUCACUAUAAAAGGCGGGCCUCUCCACUAUGUGCACAGUUAUGAACCUGGCAAAUGGAAUAUAGGCGUCCGGGACAUCCGUUUUCUGUCUAGCACAGACUGACUGUUCAGUCUCUUAUGCGGUGAUUUAAUUUUAUUUUGAAUUUUUAUUUUUUAAUGAAACCAUGCAUCCAGACUCCAGCACUGAGUUCGACUUAUCGUCCAGCUGUAGCACAGCAUCGCCUGGCGGGGACACCCCUGGGUGCAGUCAGCAUCCUCCUGACUCGCUUUCAUCAUCAGUGGACAGCACCAAGAAUACUGAGACCAGUGCAGCAGCCUCCUUUGUUCCGACUGUGACUGCAAUCUCAACAUCGCCAGAACUAAAGUGGAUUGUGCAGCCUACAGUCAUCACAUCUGCCUCUCCGUCGCCCUGCCGUGCAAAGCCCAAAACUCAUGCAGCGACCCAGUCGUCUUCCCGGCCAGGUGCAAACAAGGCGAGAGCCAGCAACAGGAAAGGGCCGAAAGAGCAGCCUUCCAAAGAGGAGGAGGAAAGGAGGAGGAUCAGGAGGGAGAGGAACAAAAUUGCGGCAGCCAAGUGUCGUAACAGGCGGAGGGAGCUGAUAGAGACCCUUCAAGCUGAAACUGAUACUUUAGAAGAAGAAAAGUCCACCCUGGAGACAGAGAUUGCCAACCUGCUGAAGGAGAAAGAGAGACUAGAGCAUGUCUUAGCUUCCCACCAACCGUCCUGCAAACUCUCCUCAGAUGAUGACGGCAAUGGUGAUGAUGAUGAGGGGAAUGAUAAGGAAGAUGAUGUUGACACAAUGCUGCAGGAUCCACCGAACUCCCCGCAGCUGCUUUCCAUUUUAGAGAAUGGAAAAACCCCAGAGAGCAGCACAGCUGGAGAAGCCCAUAUUGGUCAAGACAUGAGCAGCGUCCCUUGCAUCCCUGCUGCAGCCAUCUUGGGAAACUCCAACAUCCUUCUGUGUUCCAGCGCAGAAGAGGAGGCUCUGGAGGAACUGAAAGGAGAUGACUUGGAUGACUUGGUGCCCAGCAUACAGAUGGAAGUGACGCCCGAGACGGCCGCAUCUGUCCCUGACAUAUUACAGAGUACUGACCUGAGUGGGCCCUUCUGCCUCUCAGACUGGGAAACCCUGUACAAGUCCGUGGCAAGCGACCUUGAGUCUCUGAGCACCCCAGUCAUGUCUUCCAGUCCCACUUGUAGCAAUUACCGCACAGUGUUUUCCUUCAAUCACUCCGAGAUUGAUUCCCUGGCUGACGGUUCCGAGUGCCUCAAAGGCAGCCUCGGUGCAUCCGAGUUAAUGAAAGAUAGUCUUAACUCGCCCACACUCCUGGCCUUGUGAAUGCAAAGAAGUUAUGCAACAAUACUGUAUUCUAACCAGCCAGCAAGCUCCAGUCGCUCUCAAAUAACCUUUUGUAGUGUGAGUUUCGAUGUCGUGCAUAUACCUGAAAAUCAGAGAUUGUGUAGACGCAGUGUUUUUCUGUGACUGUAAACACGGUUGAGUUCUUCCAUGCUGUUGCUGCAGUUGUCUGAGAUGAGACCUUGUGCUAGUAAAAUGCAUGCAAAUACAAGUCAUCUGUAAUCCAAGAAGAGAUGGUAUUGUGUUGUUAAAAAAAAAAAAAAGCUCUGCGUGUGGUCUGAAACGAGAUCCUGCUGAGUAGCUUAAUAUAUGUGUAACACUGUUUUUGACAAAGCUGUGUUGUAACAAGUGAAUUAUAGAAGGAUACUAAUAUGUAAGUGUAACAUCUUGCUGUAAGGUGCCCCCCCUCCCCCCGCCUCCAGACCUGAACUGACAUUUCCUUUUACAUUUGUUUUCCAUGAAAAACAAGAUCAUGCCAUGUAUUUUAUUGAGAUGUAUUUUAUGACAUAGUUUAUUUUUUUACUUAUGAAAAUAUAGAGAUGCAAAAAAAAUCAACAACAAACAAACAAAAUCAGAAACAAAAGAAAACUAGAAACUAGAUAUUGAUAAAAUAUGCUGGAAAUAAAAUACCACAACUGCAAUUAAUGCUGUGCUGCUGUUGUUAUUGAUUUAGAAGCAUUCAUAUGAAUAGAUAGUCAGCACCACAGCCUUGCUUAGUUGGUGACUUUACAUGAAGUUCCUCAGCAGAUGAAGAAACCAUGAGAUGCCUUAGAAAUGU